Messenger RNA from Myiozetetes cayanensis, 3072 nucleotides. RefSeq lists its product as uncharacterized. Gene Ontology annotation, cellular component: cytoplasm. The coding region runs from base 1 to 3072 and encodes 1023 amino acids. The record is from RefSeq and is a predicted model, not a curated record. Lineage: Eukaryota; Metazoa; Chordata; Aves; Passeriformes; Tyrannidae. The transcript is spliced from 20 exons.
AUGGCGGGAAGACGCCUGCUCAGAUCCUUUCGGAUGCAGGAGGAAGGCCCUGGAGCUUCCUCAUCAGAACACCCUGAGGAGAUGGAACAGUCCCAGCCCCUGCAGGAGGCUCCAGGCCAGCACCAGACACAACAGCAGGACCGUGCCCGUGGCCACUCCCGCAGGGCAGCACAGGCCUUUCUGAAAUUCAUGGGCAUUCAGCGUAGAAAGACCAGGACCUCACCAGCUGAGGCCACGGCACAGGCUGACACCAGGCUGACCAAGAUGAAGCCUGAUGUUGGCACUGCGCCAACUCAUCUCACAAGCAAGUCUGACCCUGCGUUGAAUAAUCACACAAGAAACUCUGACACCACGCGGAUUGACCAAAGAAUGAAGUCUGACACUCUUUGGAGUGACAACACAACAAGCACUUACACCGCAUCGAUUGAUCGCAUGGCAAUCUCUGACAUCGUGUUGACCGAUGAACCGGCAAACUCUGACACCGCACUGCCUCGUCUCCCUGCCAAGGCUGACAUUACAACAACAACUACCAGCACUGACUCCACGCCCAGUGACAGUCUGAUUGAUUCUCCCAAUUGGGAUUUUUUUGGGGAGAAUGGUGUCUCCAGUGCAAAGGAAAUGUUUAGGAACUUCAGAGGCACUCGACAUAGACAUGCCCACACCACGCUGACUGGGGGCACGGUGAAGGCUCGUGCCCCAGUCAGGCCAACCGAGCGCAUGGCAAACACUGACACCACGCCCAUGCAGAGCCUGGCUGAUGCUCCUGGUCUGGACUUUUCUGGGGAGAGAGUUAUCUCUGCAAAAGUGCAGACCUUUGUGAAGAACAUGCAUCAGAGACUGACAGCCAAGAUGUUCCCAGAGAACAGACUCUUCAUGGACUUUCUGAGGCUGACUGAUACAUACCCCACUGAUGUUGCAUUGACCCUCUUGCACUGUGCCCCAUCAUGUGACAGGGCUGCUGCAGUCAUGUGGAGGACCAUAGCCUUGUCUGGAACAACAGUGAUGAGGGUGCUGCCAACACUGCUCUGUGUGAUGGAGGGCUGGCCACUGCAGAGCACAUCCACCUCCGAUGGGAACAACAAGGACAUCUUUGCCCUGGCUGCAACCAUCGUGGUUUGGGAAAUUCUCCAGAUGAUCCGGUACCCAGAGCCAUUGAUGGAAUAUUCCCCCCGUCUCCUCGUGGCUCUGCUCUUCCAAGUUUCCACCAGCAAAGAGCAGAUGCCAGAGGUUGACACCUUCUGGGGGAGAUGCUGGGAGGAACAUCGGCUUACCAGGAACCCCAGCAGAUUCGCAGUGCUGACCAUGAAGACCCUGCUCUGCCAUCUGCAGUUUGAAAAUAUUGUGAUGGCAAUGGAACGCAAGCGUGGCUGGGACACGCUCCUCAGGCCUGAAACCCACCACUAUGCAGUGGGUCUGCUGGCCAGGGAGAUGCGCCGGGUUUCGGUCCCAUUAUGUUCCUGGGUUGCCCUCUGCCUGCUGGGGCUGCUCAGGAGGGACAAGCCCCGCUGGGAGCUUCCCACCAUGGCCUUCCUUGUGGAGGUCCUCGACUGCCUGGACUUGAGAGAAUGUGGUGACAGAGUCCUGGAGAUUGCUUCAAGGCACCUGGGGAGCGAGCGCCCAGAGAUGCGUCGCCUGGCACUCAGAGCCCUUGUGGUGCUGAGCAAGGAUCCUGUGAUGGCUGACGGCAUGCGGACCCUGACACAAAUCCUCAUGGAUGUACUAUUGGAUGCAGACAGAGAGCUGGUCGGGAUGGCCCUCUCUGUAUUCAUCAACGAAGUUCAGGACAGAGACAUCCUAAUCUCCACCCCCACUGCCCUGCAGCUGGCUGUGGCACUCCAGACACUCUUUAGCAAUGACAACAUCCGUGUGCAACUGCUCUCCAUUCACCUCUUCCGAAAGGUGAUGGAGUUGGUAGUGGAGGAGGGAAAACAAUCCUUGAAGACACAUGUCAUCCAGAGCCUGCUCCCACUUUUUUUCCAAUGGCAUAAUGAGAACCAGCACGUGGCAGAGGCCUCUCGGGCAGCACUUCUUCGUGCAGCCUGGUUGCUGAAGAGGAAGGAUCUAGAGCAGCUGGUCAAGAAGAAGGAGCUGAGGAGGUUCAUCGAGUGCCUGCUGGAAAAGGACAAGAGCCGAGUGGCCGAGUACGUGCACCAGGCCCUUCCAUACCUGGAGAGCCCACAGCAGCCCCUGCAAGAGGCAGCCAUCAAGUUCAUGGGGAUCGCCGGGAGGUACCUGAAGGGGCAGAAGAAAGAGUUGCAGCUCGUCAUGAAUGCCCUUCAAGGCAUGACUCAUGACAGCGCUGCUGUCAAACGCCUGGCACUCAAAAACCUCAAAAUGAUACGCUCUGCAAAGAGACCUCCUUCUUCUCCGCAUUCCAGCAGUUUGAAGACCAGCUCCAGAAUGAAGGGAAUGGGGAGGCUCCUCUGUGGGGCAGCUGCCAGAGUGAAUGAGCUCAGCAGGAGCCAGGAGAGCUCGGCCAGGCUGGGGAGGGUCCAGGGGCGCAGCGAGGAGGAAGUCUGGGAUGUAGUACAGCUCCACAUUCACCUGCACCCGGCGAUAACAUCGCUGCGCUCCGUGUGUGGGAAGGCCCUGAAGCACAUUCACCCCUCCAAAAACCCUGCGCAGAACGGCGGCCCAGUGACUCAGGGCUGCCACGUGUUGCCUUUUGUGCAGCUCAGGUGCCCCCCGCCGCGGCUGCUGCUCGGGCUGUUGGUGCUGCUGGUCCCCGCCGCUUCCCAGGAGCCGGCCCCCAUCCCCUGGGAUGCGCUCCUCAGCAGGAGUGGGGAGCGGAGUCUCCCCUCGGGCCAAAUGCUGCUCUCGGUCCUGGUUCCCAGCGCUGGGGAUGAACGCCCCACGCACCGCUUCAACGGCCUCGUGGCUGCUGAACGUGGGGAUUCCGUGUGCCCCAUCCCGUCGGCGGGGAAGGAUGCUGGGGGAAAUCCCUGGCUGCAGUUGCCUGUGAUGAGAGCGAUUUAUCUGGUCCGUGCUGGCUGUGAGAUAGAGGAGAUGGCGUUGCCCCAAAGUGGCCGUGCUCCAUGUGUUAGCGGUUUCUCCACAAGUCCUCCCUUGUGA